AUGGCGGCGCCCCGGAGACAACACGUCGCAGCCCGACUCCAGCCGCUAGCCGCGACCCUGACCAUUGAAACCAUCAGUGUCAGGUCGCCGUACACGUUGCAGGUCGAGAAGCCGAGGCCCGAGUACCAGAAGCACGUCGCUGUCCGGAAAUGGGACGCAAAGGUCAACGAAGCCAAGGAAUACAUAAACCGGACUGGCCGAGGGAGGUCGUGGUAA
Aspergillus candidus is the source of this 216-nucleotide messenger RNA. RefSeq lists its product as uncharacterized. The transcript is spliced from 2 exons. Lineage: Eukaryota; Fungi; Ascomycota; Eurotiomycetes; Eurotiales; Aspergillaceae. The record is from RefSeq and is a predicted model, not a curated record. The coding region runs from base 1 to 216 and encodes 71 amino acids.